UUUUAUAUUCAUUAAAUCUAAAAAUAAUUAAUAUAUACAAGUAUAUAAAUUUAUUUCAGAUACAUUCGGGUAUCCAAAAUACUUCGGUUCGGAUCGGAUUCGGUUUUGCUUCUCCAAAAACCAAAAUUUUGAAUCAUUCGGAUAUUUAAUCAAUUUCGCUUCGGGUUUGGUACUACUUUUUCGGAUAGCGGUCGGUUCGGUUCUUAAGUUUCGGGUAUUUUGCCAAGCCCUUAUAUUAUUGACAUGAAAAACAAAUAGAAACAUAUUUUUGGAAAAAAUACACCUGCGCGGGUCAAAGUCUAAGUUUGUAUUAUAUAUACUACUAAAUAGAAAUGUACAACGUCCUAUACUCAAAUGUAAAAUGAAAAUUUGGAAAAGUAUAUAAGAUGAAAUCCGUUCCAAAAUGAUAUUUCCAAUUAUAUAUCGGUCUGAAUUUGAUAAACAUUUGCAUAUGACUAAUAUAGUUAUAACGAAUUUGAAAAUAAAUAUAAUAAUAGUUAUUAGCAAAAGAGGAAAAAAAGUGUUAGCAUCAAUUGAGAACUACCUUAUUUUCUGGAUGUAUUAUAUUUGAAACCGUAGAAUGGGUCCAGGAGUUCCCCCAAACACUUCAGUGGGUAAUCUUCAUAAGAAAUUGUAUACCCAAUGAAGUGCUCAGAGGAACUCUAGGAGACAUCCGACCAAGAAUAUUGAUACUUAGUUUAUAUGUUACAGGUUAGCAUUGCAUGUAUAUAUAUGGGUGUAAAUAUAUUUAGCAAAAAAAAAAAUAUAUGGGUGGAAAUAUGAACACAAGUGAUUGAUGUCAUGACCAAGGAAAGCAUUUUGAAUGUAGACGUUAGUUGGGGUAAAAGGAAAGAGUAAGGAGAAUAAGAAUUUUGCAAAAAGUCCUUACGGCUUUUCACAAGGUAGAAAAGAUUUAAACACGUAACGUAAGUAGAGAUUCUGUUAUAUUUUAUGUGCUCGAAGUGCCCAUACCGGUUCUUGCUACAUUUUGAAAAGGAUAUACUCUUCAAUAGUUAAUUUUGUAUUUUUCAUUAUUUUGGAGAAAAGCUUAGUAACAUCUUGUUCCUGAUCAACUGAUUAAAAAAAAAUGAUGAUCAUCAACAAAAAAUAGUCUUACAACAUAUUAUAUAUAUACACUAAUAAAUGAUGUAAAGAAUUGUUCUUCUUAUAACUGAAAUCGACUGAUUCUUUGAAACUAACUAGUUAACAAAAGAAGAAAAAAAAAACUCUUUAGCCCCAUACGUGGUGCAUCGUAUGAUUGUAUCAAAUUUAUAUAUUGAAUUGAAAAAUUCAAAGUCAAAUAGAUGAUGUAAGAAGCGAUUAACUGAUAGUUAUGGAGAAUAUAUGGUAUACACAUUAAUUUGAUGAGUGAUAAUAAACAAAAGAAGAAGAAAAGACAUAGAGUAUCAGUGUGAAGAAUACUUCUGUCGUUUCAAAAUAUUUCCGAGCAAACGGAGGGACAAAAUAAAAAUAUUCUGUCAAAUACCUAACGAGGCCCAACAUUUCGACUCGAUUCAUCUUUCACAUAAUCGAAUUUCCACACGUUCUUUAAUUGAUUUAUUCGAAUAUAAGAUUAUUGGUCCCAUUAUGAAAAUUUUGAUUGGAGACCUUUGCAAAUUGCAGUGAUAUAUAAAUAGGCAUGCAAUUUGUAUUAUUUUAUCAGGCCAAGCUAGAAGAAAGUCAAAUGCCCCCAUGAGUUCCCUUUAACGCUUCAUUGUGAUUACUCCAGUCACAUUUAUUUUUCUUAAAUGUUUGGUCGAUUUUUGUAUACAACACUGAAGUGUUUGGGGGGACUCGUGGUGCCAUUCUGGCGUUGAAGUGGUGACUGUUGUACCGAUUUUUAUGGUUUCUUUUAAAUUAGUAAGUUUUCAUAGUAUUCCACAUGUUUUCAUGAAUUGUCUUUCUAUCUUAUAAAUUUAAGGUUCAAUGAUAAAUGCAUAGGACAAUCUUGUUUCAAGUUUGGUUUUGGUACAUUUCUUCUUUUGGUUUUAUGAUCUGUUGUAGCAAGUGAAAUCAAUUUUGUAGGUUUACUCUUGAGACGUCAAAAGUCGGAGUGGAACUAAAUCUGGGGGAUUAGGCAAUACCUUACUUAGGAGAUUGAAGGAAAGUUUUUUAGGCUAACAAACACAAAAUUUGAAGGACAGUCCUCAAAAAGGGGCUUCUUUGACUGCAAAUAUGUUGCAAUGUGGGAGGCUAAGUUGAAGCCAAAUAUGUCUGAUGUAUUAUCUACUCUUAAAAGAGUUCUACUUCAAACUCGGUCAUGACAUUGACAUCUUCCUCUCUGCUGCCGGAGAAACAUAUAGGGUGUAACUGGAAACUAUUUUAUGGAAUCCCUAUAUAUUAUUUGAGAAUUUUUUAAAAAUUUAUAACCUCAAUUUUGUAUUAAUUACAAUAUGUAAUUGCUGAGGUGUCAUUGCUUAACAUCUUUAUAUUGCUUAUGUGGCAGCCUUAUAAUGACUUUAGAAAAAUGUUAGACUAACUUACUUUUUCCUAGAGAAAUUUAUUAACAUUACAUUAAACAGUCCGUGUAUUUACAUUGUUAUAAAAUGUAUCAUAUUCGACAAGACUUGCAUUAACCAGUCUGGUCGUAUGGCCAUUACGAAAUUAGUUCAAAGCUUCGUCACCAUCACAAAUUGUAUUGUGAUCGUUUAUUAACCACUAAAGCUAAUUCAAAGCUUCGUCACCCACACAAAGUAAUAACUAGAUGUUAUCAUCCUUUCACAAACACAUCGUUAAAAUCAAGGAUGGCAAUCUAUAACACAUGAUAUGUAAUAAUUUGAUGCUCAUAAGAACGUCAGUUGGCAAGAGAGAAAAUCUAUAACACAUUUCUCAAUUGGCAAGAAAACAAUAUGGUCGUUGGUGAAGUAAAUAAAAUAGUAUGUUCAUUCCUCUGUUUGUUUCACAUGGUCCAGAACUGUUUUCACUGUUCGUGUGAUCACAAUAAUUAAAUUGCAAUCUCUGGGCAAAAAUUGCCUAACUGGUUCAGAUCAAAAAGGCUAAACCGAAUCUGUAGUUAAGUUUAUAUGUUGACCGGUUUCAAGACACUAACCGUUUAUGAAAAGGAAACCAAUCGUGAAAGACAAUUUUUUUUUUCUAAUAGCUUUUUAUGUCUUUAUGGACAAGACUAGGUGUUAAUUAAAAUUAGCAUAACAAAGUAAGUGAUGGAAACUAAUCGUAGAAAAUAAAAAAGUGUAUCAAUUUUCCCUUAUUGCUUCAUGAAUUUAUAUAUGGUUGGUGAAUAUAUCGUCUAUAGAAACAAUCUCAUUUAAAUAUAUAUAGUAGUUAUUGUGGGAGGCUAAAAUCUAGCAAUUGCCAAAAUUAAAUGAUUCAAUGCUUUUUUUUUUAACGCUGAUUUAUUAUGAUCUUACAAUUAUGAUAUGGAAAGAUUACAUAGACGAUUCGACAACCGACAAUACUGUCUACCUUAUGAAGACCUACGCCUAACUGCAUCACAUGAGCCGUACUAUGAAGAUCCACGUCUGGCAAGAUUUACUUGCACCAUGUUGAAGAUCCAUUGUAAGCCUUUAUUCCGUAGUCUGCAUAAUUGUUUAAUAAAUCGCUCUCUCCGGGACUUGAAACCUGGAUUUCCUGUAAUCUGCAAUAAAUUGCAUAGUCUGGGAUUCGAACCCCAGACCUGGGUGUAGAAGCCUUUAAACCUUAACCAAUAGGCUACGGUGCUUCUACAAUGAUUCAAUGCUUUUGAGAAGAAAAACACACAUGUACAUUUCAUUCAUUUAUAAUGGAUAAUGUAAAUAUUCUUAAAAAUCAAAUUUCACUCUUAUCCUAGUAGUCACUACUAUAUAAAAGAGGCUAAAUCCCUGCUUUCUAAGCACUGCCACAUGGGCAAAAAAAUUGAGCACUAAUCAAUUUGCCAUGUCAUCCCGGACUGGGCUUGAAUUAAAAAAAAUAAGCCAUUUUCGAAGCCCAUUAGACCCAUCUCACAGCCCAAUCCCGAGCCUCUCUUGAUAGUGUUGCAUAAUCCCGUGUUCUAAACAUCUCUCUCCUUCUACACCUAACCCUAAUCGCCGUCUCAUCCCUUCAUCGAUUCUCUUCCUCUCCCCUAACUCCUCCCGUAUAACGCCUCCGAUGAGAGUGCUGGCACUUCAAUGUGCUCCCAUAAAUCCCCCAUUCAAGAUCCCUACGGACCCUCCACAUCCCCCUCCGGCUCGAUGAUAUCUAGAUCCCUAUAUAUACCCUUAUCACUCUUACCUCAAAUCGUAAAAUCCAUACCCUUAUCAUGGCGAAAAACACUGCAAUUCUUACCGGCGAAGCUUCUUCUCCUCUUCCGACAUGUUUCACCAGGACCCGGUGAUUCCACCUUGCAGUUUAGGCUUCUUCAUUUCUGGGAAGCUCGCAAGAAUGUCAAAGGAGGACCCGACAUCCUUCUUGGGAUCGAGAUGCUUAUGAUCGAUUCGGAGGUAUGUCUUCCUGUCACAUUAUGCAUGUCGUUUUAGCUUCUGAUAUACACGAACAGUAAAUUAUUUAAGCGUAUCUUGAAAAAAAAAAUUGAUCAAUUGGGUUGAGAUGAAAUUAUAUAGGCGUAUCUUGAAAAAAACUUGAUUGAUUGGUUUGAGAUGAAAUUAUAUAGCUGUAUCUUGAAAAAAAACUUCAUUGAUUGGUUCCUAUCUUAUUAUGCAUGUCGUUUUAGCUUCUGAAAUACACGAACAUAAAUUUUUUUAAGCGUAUCUUGAAAAAAAAAAUUGAUCAAUUGUGUUGAGAUGAAAUUAUAUAGGCGUAUCUUGAAAAAAAACUUGGUUGAUUGGUUUGAGAUUAAAUUAUAUAGGCGUAUGUUGAAAAAAAACUUGAUUGAUCGGUUUGAAAUCAGAUUAGCGUAUCUUUGAUUGGUCUUCCUGUGUAUAUAUUAUAUUAGUGUGUCUUGAUCAGAACUGUUUAAACUGUUAUAUGAUUGGAGUUAUGUUGUUUUGCUAAUCACCGUAUAUCUGUUAAGCUUUUGUAUUGUUAACUUGAGAGUGUUGUGAUAGAGAAAGACCAGUACUUGAAAGUUUGUUUUUUUUUUUGCCUAAACCGCUUUUAAUUUUAAACAUUCUACUUAAGGAUAUUCAACUGACUCGAUAUUCUCUUCCUGUUUUGUAGGGUACUUUGGCUCAGGGGUUCAUCGGUCAGAACCUUCGUAACCAGUAUGAAAAACAGCUCCGGCGUGGGAGCAUCUACACACUGACAAGCUUCUAUGCAUCCAACAGCAAGGUGAUGUACCAUGUUGCUGAUCAGAGGCUGGUGAUUUGCAUCUCACACGCAUCUCACCUGUCGAAGGUUGAAGAAAACACUGAAGGGAUUUUGACAGAGCGCUUCAGAAUCCAUUCAUUUUUAGAUUUUGAAGCCAACUGCGAUCUCAGAGGGGAUCUUCACGGUAAAGUUUAACCAAUUGAGUAAUUUUUUUUCCUUUUUUGAGCAAUGCCAAUUGAGUAACUAUGCGUGUGACUAUGUGUUGUAGAUGUUGUUGGCCACCUUAAGCUGGUUUGACAGCCAGCCUCUCCAUCAGCGUCCGGUUUUGUGCACCAAUGAUGACUCAGCUUCUCGGAAAGUUAUGGUUCAGCUGUUGUAGUUCAACCAAUGCAUAUAUAUUGUUUUCUGAUUUAUGAUCCUUAUUUAAACAUCACUCUUUUUUAAACUGCAGCGGUCCAGUGAUUAACGUCUACCUAUGGAACGAGGCUGCGGAAAAUUUCCGUCUGAAGUUUGACGCCUGUGCAGCCACUCCAACGGUUCUAUUGGUCACAACGGUCAACCCUAAAAGACUCGGUGGUAAUCUCUCACACUUCAUAUAAGACCUCCUAAUCUUUCACACUCAGUUACUUAAACCUAUCACUAACUGCUUCUGUAUUGGCAGGGAAAUUGUGCCUAACUUCAAUGUCUUCAUCGAGAGUGUUUUUGGACGAAGAGGUUGACCCCACCAAGGAAUACUUGAACUGGUUAGUAUUUUUGUAUUCUAUUCAAACAUGUUAUCAUGCGACAUAUAUAUCGUUUUCUGAUUUAUGAUCCUUGAUGAUCGCGUGAUUAAAAUUUCUUUCCAAGGUUGAACACGAACCCUUCUGCAACUUCUACGGUCAACCCUGUUGAGGUGGUUAAGUCUGAGACGCUCACAAUAAGUGAGAUUGCUGCCUUCAUCAAGCGUCAGCCUGCUAAGGUAAUCCCAUUUGAUUAUUAAAUUCAAACAUUUUUCUGUGUUUAGUUGAUGACAGACCUUGGCAUGGGAUUACAGAUUGCCUUCUUUGACUGCAUUGCCACAAUUGAUGAUGUCAAGCUUGGCACUGAGUGGUAUUACAUUGCUUGCAAGGAUUGCCAGACAAAGCUAAACCGCGGGCCGACUACACUGCUUUGUCCAAAAUGCGGCAAUGAAAAUGCUACUGCAGUAGCCAACUACCGGGUGGAGAUGUCUGUGUAUGAUAAUGAGGAGCAGUGCACAUUCAUCAUUCUCGGAGAUGCUGGGAAAGAGCUCACUGGCAGGAAAGCAACAGAGUUGAUCGACACAUAUGUUGAGGAAAACGGGGGAGAUGGGGCUGAGCUUGAGGUUCCACUACCACAAUGUUUUAUCGAUGCAAUAGGACAGACUAAGAAAUUCAGGAUCAAGGUGGCGCCCUACAAUUUCACAUCUACACGCCUAUCCUUGACCGCUACCAAAAUUGUCUCAUCAGCAGUUUUGCCCCCAAAGAACCCCCCACUCAACACGCCACCAGGAACUGAAGUGAAAAUCUCAGAGUUAGCUGAGAGCAGUGGUGGUGGUACUUCAGCCACUGACGACCAGAAGAAUGCGUAGCGUACCAAGCAUAGUGGCUAGAUCAGAUGCAGUAAAGUCACUCCAUGAGUGGCUGGUACAGACUGCCCAGUCAUCAUGCUACUCUAAUAACAGUCUUCUCAUUUCUCUUUAAUAAAUUUGUUUUUUCUUCUUGCUAAGACAGUUUGUUAUUGGAAAAACCUUUUCGUUUGGCUUUCUUAUUAAAGUUGUUUGGUUCUCAUUAUUAUCUUGGUUAUGAAACUAUAGUUUUUAAUGUCUAGGUGUUCAUUAUUCGACUAAGAACAGGUAAACAAAACAAAAAGCAUGCAGUCAAUAAGGACUACGUACUUUAGAAAUCACAUUAUAGUAAAACAAUGCAUGCAUCGAAUCUUUAUGUCUAGCGAGAAGAUCAGUUCAGAUUCUCACAUAUUUGCCAGCAUAAAUCACGACAUAAUAAUAUUCUUCUAGCAUAAAGAAAAUUUCCAUAAGUCAUGCCAAAAUUGAAUAAAAUAUCUUCUACCAUUAAUACAAAUAACUAAAGAUAUGGAAACAAAACCAUAAGGUUUUUGAAAAGAUAUUCGGCCUCUGACUGUAACCUCAAUACGUCUCUACCAUAUCAAACACCCAUUGCCUCCACCGCGAUUCUCCUUCUAUCUUCCCAACUACGUCUUCGACGCCUGAAGAGGAAAACACCUACCGCCCCAUUAGGUAAGAAAUCGUAUCCCAUAAACCGGCUCUGCCCUUCGUCUCAGAAGCGAAUUAGCUUCACAUGCUUGCAUCAAUAUGACAAUAUCAUCCCUCUUACCCAAUCCUGGUUAACUAAGUUUAUUUAUCCCAGUUUGGUUCAUCGUAUCUUAGCUAUUUCUCCUUUUCGUUUAUUUGAUUGUUUAAGGAACGGCUGUCCCUAAACACCAUGGUGAAACUAACCUCCAAAGAUCCUCCGAGGAGGUAUUUUGAAUUUACAAGUUAUUUUUUUAAUCAAAAACAUUAUUAGUAUUAUUAUAUUAAUUUAAUACUAGAAUCCAAAACUCUAAUGAAACAAAUAUAAAAGGUCAUAAUUAUAAUUAUUUGCAAAUGUAGGUUUAUCUUUUAUUUAGUUUAAAUAUAUUUUUAAUUAUUUACAUCUUAUUAAAUUUGAUUUGUUAUAAUAUUUUUUUUAAACCAUAUACAACAAAGAUAUUAUUUUCCGAAAAAUAUGAAAAGUUAAAAAUUAGUUUCCAAAAACCCCACAAAUAAGAAAAAUCCUAUACACCCGAAAUUAUAUA
This is a messenger RNA of Brassica napus (rape), 7995 nucleotides long. RefSeq lists its product as uncharacterized. The transcript is spliced from 3 exons. The coding region runs from base 6191 to 6772 and encodes 193 amino acids. The record is from RefSeq and is a predicted model, not a curated record. Lineage: Eukaryota; Viridiplantae; Streptophyta; Magnoliopsida; Brassicales; Brassicaceae.